Monoraphidium neglectum is the source of this 1622-nucleotide messenger RNA. RefSeq lists its product as hypothetical. The record is from RefSeq and is a predicted model, not a curated record. The transcript has 5 exons. Lineage: Eukaryota; Viridiplantae; Chlorophyta; Chlorophyceae; Sphaeropleales; Selenastraceae. The annotation marks the transcript as partial.
AUGGAGAACGCACUAGCUCCAUUCGACGCCACGCUCGUGAACGCGUUGGCGGGUUUUGUUAUACCAGCCCUGCCGGACGUCACUAAGAUACCAGAGCCGUCCUGGGAGGGCUGGUCGCCGGUGCUGGAAGCGCUCGGAAUCGAGCGCAGCAACGUGCAGAGCGUCGCCCAUGCAGUGGAGCGCGCACAGCACACGCUCUCAGGCCUGUUGAGCGCGGCCCUGGUGGUGGAACAGCCAGCAGACCCCGUGCAGGCAGAGCAGCCAAAGGCGCAGCCGCAGGUCAACGGGCGCAACGGCUCGCGGAAACCCAGCGGCCCUCGACGCGGCAAGCAGGAGCAGCAGCAGGUGCCCUUGCAGGCUCAGGACUUACAGGUGUGGGCUCGGCGCAGGGGGGCGUCCACCCUGCACAAGCUGGUGGCGAAGCGGGCGCAGGCCCAGUGGUGGCAGCAGCAGCAGCAGCAGCAGCAGCAGCAGCAACAGCAACAGCACCCGUGGCAGUGGCGGACGGCAAGGCUACAGCAGCACGAGCAGCAGCAGCAGGCGGGCAAGGGCCGCCGUGGGAAGCAGCAGAACGGAAAGGCGCAGGAGGUGACUGCUCACUUACACAAUGGUGUGGAUUAUGCCAUGCCUGACGCAUCUGUGCAGCAGCAUGAGCAGCACCAGCAGCAGCAGCACCAGCAGCAGCAAGCCCACGAGCAGGAGCAGCAAAUGCAGGAGCCGCAGGGGCAGGCCGGCAACGGCGACCGCGCAGUGCACGCGGGUGUAGUCUUAGACGCGGCCGAGGCAGCCGCGGCCGCCGCUCAGCACGCCGAGUUGGCGCAACACGACCUGGCGGUGCCCCAGCUCGUGGACGAGCACGGCAACAUCCUGCAGCUGCUCGGCCCUGACGGCCUGCCGCUGCCGCCGGAGCAGGCUGCAGCCAUCGCUGCGCAGGCCAUCGCGGCGCACCAGGCGGCCGAGGCUGCGGAGGGCAGCGGCCAGGGCGGCACGCCCGCACCCGCCGCGGCCGCCGGCGGCAAGAGGGCCCGUGGCGGCGGCGGCGGCGGCGGGGAGGGCGGCAAGCGGCUGCGGCUAGCGGAGGGGCCGGUGCCGGUGCAGCUGGGCGGCGGCGACCUGCUGCAGAUGCUGCCGCUGCAGGUGCCCGGGGAGGAUGGUGAUGAUGAGGACGGCCUGCAGUCGCUGGUGCCCCUGCAGCUGAUGGACCACCAGGACAGCGGUGGCCUGCCGCUGCAGUUCCUGCCGGCGGCCAGCACCCGCGAGGCGAUCAUCAAGCAGGCGGCGGAGGGCCUGAAGUGGCUCAUGCACAGCAGCGAGGAGCUCUUGCGCAAGCGGCGGCAGCAGGCGCGGCGCGCGGAGCUGAACCAGCGGCGCGCGAUGCUGCUGCCCGGAGAGGCGCGGGCGCCGGCGCUCGGCGCGGACAGCGGCAGCGCCGGCGGCGGCGGCGGCGCGCUGGUGCCGCUGCUGCCGCAGGCCUCUGGCGUGUCGGCGGGCGCCCGCGGCUGCGGCGGCGACGGCGCGACGUCUGACGGGGAGGCGCUGUCGUCGGCGCUGCGGGAGGCGACGCCUGGGACGGGGGGCGGCGGCGGUGGUGGAGGGGGCGACCGCGGCGCGGCGGCGCUGCA